AUGCCAUUGUCAACCACACCAUUAGAUCUGUUAAGGGCAGGAAUGGGCCUGUCCCAGGUAAAACGACCCUGGUAUUUUUACACUGCUUGUUGGUCUGUCAAUGCCCAGAUUGAACUAAAUCCUGGACCCAGUACUUCCAAAUCGCAAUACUUAUGUGGUCACUGUGAAGAGGAAGUCACUUGGACCCAGAAGGGCAUUCUGUGCGACACCUGUGAACAAUGGUACCACACAGACUGUCAAGGUAUCGGAGACAGCACGUAUGAUCGUCUUUCUGACUCAAGGUCCAUAAAAAAUAAAAUCCCAGAUCUCCAUCAAUUAAUACAACAGGUCAAACCAGAUAUCAUCUCUUGUACGGAAACCUGGUUGAAACCAGAUAUCCAAACCUCUGAAAUCUUCCCCAAGGACCUAAACUUCCAGGUUUUCAGGGAUGAUAGAACCUCAGGCCAGGGAGGAGGUGUCCUUACUGCAAUCUCCAAACACCUCAUUUCUCAAGAAGAACCUGAACUGAAAACCAACUGCAACCUGUCCUGGGCGAAAAUUACUAUCAAAGGGGCCAAGGAUAUAUACAUUGGCACAUACUAUAAGCCCCACGAAAAUGAUGAGGACUCCCUCACAGAGUUAUGGUCAUCCCUUUCUAAAGUACCCCAAGACAGUACAAUUUGGUUACUCGGUGACUUCAAUCUACCUGAUAUAGAUUGGUCAUCUGAGGUCCCCAAGUCCAAAUGCAGAUUCAAGGAAAUGUAUGAGGACUUCAUUGAUAGGAUAAAUUCCUUUAAUCUACAGCAAAUGGUCAAGAUCCCAACCAGAAAUGAGAAUAUUCUGGACCUGUUCCUCACUAACUUCCCUUCCCUAGUUCAAUGUACUAAAACAAUCCCUUGUCUAGGUUUAUCGUUCAGAAAAUGUAUUUCACGAACAAGAUAUUUUCAAGGACAAGUUGUCACAUACCUUACAAACUCAUCACGGCGUGUAUGCGGCCGGCCGCCCGAUGCUGUGAUAAAUAUAGAGGAUGGAACAGUCAUGUGUGCAAAAAACAGAGGAAUUUAUAGCGCAAAUGGUGAAGUGCUAACCUUUUAUCUUUCACGCUUACUGCGUACGAACAAUGUUCCAAUAGUAAUUCAUGUUAGAACAAAUGCAACGUCGAAUUUCUGGAGACAUGUAAACUAUUCGACACUUUCAUGGGAAGAAAAUCAACUUGUGUCAUUAAUUGAGUGGAUCAAUGAUAGUUCACUUUCGAAAACAAGGCUCCCCCCUUUGAUAUACAAUGCUUUUAUGAAAGGAGAACCUAUCACUGCUAACAUAAUCAAUACCUCUAAACUUUUAGACAGAACUCCUGCUGGAAUAGCUGAAAUUGUACAGUGGGGGAAUAUGAUAUUGCUUGACUUUUUAACUGCCCAUAGCGACAGGCAUGUCAACCUUCAUAUUGCAGACGAAAAAAGUAAGCAUCCAAGAAUUACUUCAAAUUUUACACGAAACCUAAUUCAUACUCAAGAAGGAAAACUAUGGUUGAUCGACAACGAAAGGACACUGUACCAGUCAUUUUUCGGUAUUAAAUGUGCAAAUAACACUUGUUUACCUCGGCGUAAAGUUCUUGAACGUUUGCUAAAAACAAUUUGUGUUUUUCAAAAACCAGUAGUUGAAGCACUGAUGCACCAUCUAAGAAAAGGUUCAGUUUUUAAAACGCUUUUGUCGCUUUCUGCGUCAUAUCAGUUUCUUGAAAACAAUCUGGAAAUAGAUGACGAAUACAGCUUAAUUGAAGAUAUACUAGACAACAGAGCAGCCAAAGUAGUAUACUGGAUACAGAACUGUCAAAAAAGAAUUUAAACAAAAUUAUAACAUAUUAGAUAUUAAAGAAAUGGCUUGAUUUUCGAAUUCACAUAUUGCAAUGAAAAAAAAAUUACAAGAAUCAGUUUUUGAAGUUUUGUUUCACUUUUGUCUUUGGUCUUUGUUCUCUGUUGUUAUAUUAUUAUACUUGUUCUUACACAAAUAGAUAAAAUGAAAGUUUAUAUAAAGAUUUUGAACAUGACUAUUAUAAACCUUUUUAACCUAAUUCUACUAGCCGGGGGCCUCCGUGGCCGAGUGGUUAGAGUCGUUGACUUCAAACCAUUUGCCCCUCAUCGAUGUGGGUUCGAAACCUCAUUUGGGGUGUAGAAUUCUUCACGUGAGGAAGCCAUCCAGCUGGCUUACGGAAGGUCGGUGGUUCUACCCAGGUGCCCGCUCGUGAUGAAAUAGUGCACGGAGGGGCACCUGGGGUCUUCCUCCACCAUUUAAGCUGGAAAGUCGCCAUAUGACCUAAAAUUGUGUCGGUGCGACGUUAAACCCAACAAAAUAAAUAAAU
Molecule: messenger RNA, 2335 nt
Organism: Mercenaria mercenaria
Lineage: Eukaryota; Metazoa; Mollusca; Bivalvia; Venerida; Veneridae
Exons: 6
Coding region: 1-1821 (606 amino acids)
Biological process (GO): cell-cell signaling
Molecular function (GO): catalytic activity
Source: RefSeq, a predicted model, not a curated record